GAGUAGAACCCUAUCAGGACCCUCAUCGAAAAGAAAAGAGAGCAUUUUCUCUCUCUUCCACUCGUCAUUCUUCGUUUCCAGAUUUCACAAUCAGUGCCCAGAGCUUGUGUAGCUGUAGUUACAGCCUUUGGAUUGCAAGGAAGGUUAAUGAAAGGGUUGUGCAGAUCUGGUGAUGAAUAAAAUGACCAUAAUGAAGAGGAAUAAGAGAUCUACUUCAGAUAUAAUCAGUCAUCUGCCAAGUAAUGUCACUGGAAAUAUUUUGAAGGGCUUGCCGCUGAGGGAUGCAGUGAGGACAAGUGUCUUGUCGAGGAAAUGGAGGUACAAAUGGGUAACGCUUCCAGAACUAGUUUUUAAUGACAAGUUCUUCCUUGAAGGGUGGGACAACGGAAAAGUCAAGGGAGUUAUUUACCAAGUUCUACUUUUUCAUCGAGGGCCAUUAGUUAAGUUCAACCUGUGGUAUCGUCCGCUUGAAAGCUGUCUUGAUAUCAACAAUUGGAUCUUUGUCCUCUCAAUGAAAAAUAUCCAGGACUUCACUUUUUCCCUUCAUGGCGGCCCGCGCCAUGAAAUUCCUUGCCACUUCUAUUCAUUUAUGCAACUGAGGGAUUUGGAUCUCGAAAUUUCAGUUACUUUGGGUUCCUGGGAUAAACGGCCCGAGCAAGAAACAGACAUCGAAUGGGCGAAGUUCUUCCAUUCUUUACCUGCUAUUGAGGACAUGCACUUGGAUAGCUCCAUUUUGGAGAGAGACUUCCAAGUACUUUGGACCAACUCAAAGUUCUGGUUUUAUCUGAUGUUUGUUAUUUCAAUCUGGAUCAUGUCUCAUGGGCUCUUUGCUUGCUUAGAAGCUCGCCAAACCUACAUAAACUACGAAGCAGUAUAAUGGACAAUGACAUCACCCCAAUCGAGGAUAAUGUUACAGAAUUUUUGCAAGCGCAAGAUUUUUCCAAAUUUUCACUGAACCGGCUUCGAGAAGUGGAGAUCCGGCAUUUUUCAGGUGCAGAGGCCGAAAUGCACUUUGUCAAGAUUCUGUUAGCACAUUCAAAGGUACUCGAGAAGAUGGCAAUAUUGCAUGAGCACGGAAUGUGUGCCGAAAAAGGAUUUGCAAUGGUAAAAGAGUUGAUACGAUUUCCUAGAGCAUCUCUGAAAGCAGAAUUCAUCGUUAGUGAGACCCCUGAUGAGUGAAGGUACUUGUUUAAGUGUCAAAUGCUAUUUUUGUUGGGAGUAGGUACUAGCUACAAAUAUUCAUUUGGGCAAAUUACGGUAUGGGGCAAGAAAUCAACCGUUUCGGUUGCAUCUCUCUUUUAGAUAAUAUCGCGGUUCCAUUUUUUGAUGACACGAUAAGUUCCAUAGCUUUAUUGUGUACAUUUGGUUAAGAAAACUUUAUUGUGUACAUUUGGUUAAGAAAACUAUGUUAUCAGCUAUGUGUGAGAGUUGUCCUAUUUUUUCUCA
Molecule: messenger RNA, 1446 nt
Organism: Rhododendron vialii
Lineage: Eukaryota; Viridiplantae; Streptophyta; Magnoliopsida; Ericales; Ericaceae
Product: F-box/FBD/LRR-repeat protein At1g13570-like
Exons: 6
Coding region: 173-877 (234 amino acids)
Molecular function (GO): protein binding
Source: RefSeq, a predicted model, not a curated record